AAAGAGGAAAGUCGCCCACCAGCAACAGACUGUUAAAUAGUUUAUGAUUCAUCCAUAAUUGAUUAGUUCUGAAGGUUACUUUGGCUUCUCCCUCUCUCUCUCUCUGUGAUGGGUUCUCUUAUGGCAGGAUGGGACUCACCUGUCCCAGAUCUUAAAUCAGCUAAAUAUCUGAGGAACAGAUCAUUCACCAAAGAAGAAAUCGAAGCUUACUGGAGAUCAAAGAAGACAACAGAGGAAGAACACCUCAGGAGUACUCUCUCUAGUCUACAAGAAACCACUCAUCAGGAAAGUGGCCAAAAAGAAUCAGGAGUAAGACUUGAGAGAUCAAACUCCCUUCCCCUAACUGAUAUGAGGAAGGGUGAUCUCACAAGUAUGGUCUCUGAAACAGAUCCAGAUGAUGAGAAGAUCAUAAAGAAUAAUGCCUGGUGGACUAGGAGCAACUUUGCUUUUUUGAAUGAACCUCCUGUGAUAGUUACAGAAGGUCCUUCCUACAAAUAUGCAUCACAGUACCAUCUUACCAACUUCAGUUCCUCUGAACCAGCUGGUACUCGCCCUGGAUUAAUAACUACCUGAAUGACAUAUAUGGAGAUGAACUCAAUAAGCAAGGGAAGAAUACAAGUCUCUUCUCAUGACUUUGUAUAAAGAUGAUGAGGAUUACUGUAUAUACAAGGGUGAUUUGUAAUAGUGAUUUGGGAGUGAAAGGCUAAUUUUGUUGGACAAUGAAUAAAUUUGCUACUUAAUUUUCAUUUA
Macadamia integrifolia is the source of this 750-nucleotide messenger RNA. RefSeq lists its product as uncharacterized. Lineage: Eukaryota; Viridiplantae; Streptophyta; Magnoliopsida; Proteales; Proteaceae. The transcript has 4 exons. Bases 109 to 573 code for a protein of 154 amino acids. The record is from RefSeq and is a predicted model, not a curated record.